AUGUUGCGGUGGAGUUUAUUAGCGCUUGUAGCGCUUCUCGCUUACACUAGCGCUAUCGACACUACCUCUAGAUUCCCUGAGUUACAAGCAGGACAAGCAGCGGAUAGUGAUGAAAUGGUCAGCAAUCUUCUACAAUGGAUUCAAGGCUUAUACCAACAGAAGAAUAGGAAAGCACGUCAAUACUUUGGAGGGAAACCUGAACGACCAAGGCCAUUUGAACCGGCAUCUUAUCUUCCACCUACUGGUUAUCCUCCAGCAGGAAGCCGCCCUACACCAUCGUACAGCGAGGGUCCAUCUCCUUCAAGCCCAUCGUAUCAACCUAGCUCGCCCUUCCUACCCAGUAAAACUGAGGAACCACCAGCAUUACCAAGUCAACCAUCGUAUCAACCAAGUGUACCUGGCUAUCAACCUAGUCAAUCAACCUCACCGACUUAUCAGCCUAGCCAGCCGUCCCAACCUUCGUACCAACCAAGUCAACCUUCGUACCAACCAAGCCAACCUUCUCAACCUCCGUAUCAGCCAAGUCAACCCUAUAAGCCUUAUCAGCCGAGUCAACCAACAGAACCGUCUUAUGAACAAAGCAAACCUUCUCAACCAGAUUACCAGCCUAGUCAACCUUCUCUGCCUGACAAUCAAGCGACUUCCCCGUCAUAUCAACCAUCACAACCUAACUACCCGUCUCCACAACCUGAAAAUCCUACCAGUGGAAAUAUUCCAACUACUCCACAAUUGCCUUCUGGUCCUGAUGAUGAUGACCGUCAUCCACCACACAUCCAUGAAAUCACAGUUGACUGUGGAAAACAGAUGAUGACUAUCAAUAUUGAAUUCAACAAAGCUUAUAAUGGCAUAAUCUAUUCUCAAGACCAUUUUAAGGAUUCCGACUGUGUAUACGUGAGGGAAAACUCAAAUCAAAUUAAAUACUCAUUUACUGUCAGUCUUGACAAAUGUGGAACAAGAUUUUUCAGUGACUUUGAAAAUGAAGGCCAAGCUUAUUUGGAAAACGUUUUAGUUCUUCAGAAUGAACCCGGUAUUCAGGAGGUAUGGGAUCACAUCCGCAGAGUUAGAUGUCUUUGGGAAGGAAACCUAACUAAGCAACUAGUAUCAUCACUUAGUGUUGGCAUGUUGAAUCAAAUCACAAGCAACUUCAGCGGUGACACAGCUAUGGCCAGAUUAGACAUACAAGCUGGAAGAGGACCAUUUGCUCCCGAAGCCAACGGUUUAAUCAAAAUCGGAGAAAUAAUGACUUUAGUAGUCUCUGUAACCGGUGACGCAGGGUUUGAUAUUUUAGUACGAGAAUGCAUAGCCAGAGACUCCGGAAACAAUCACGUUGUACCGUUAACCGAUUCCAAUGGUUGUGUUCUUAAACCGAAACUCUUCGGUUCGUUCCAGAAAACACGUGAAACGGGUAAUACAGGAGCUUCGAUUAUCGCUUACGCCUACUUCAAUGCAUUCAAGUUUCCAGAUGAAAUGGACUUAAUAAUCCAAUGUGAAGUCGAACUUUGUAAGACCGAUUGCGAUGUCUGCCCUAACCCUGGUAGUGUUGAACCGAGAAGAAAAAGACGUGAUGUCAUCCACAUAGGUAAUAGAACUUACGACCCAGUAACGACAAUCGAAAAGGGCCUAAGAGUGGUCUUUGCUGAAGAUCUUCCUCGGGAGACCGGUAUUUGUAUUUCGCCGACUGCAGCGCUAUGGGGUGGAUUUUUAGUUUUAACAGGAUCCUUGAUGAGCAGUCUAGUAGUCUCGUACUGCUGGCAUAGAUCGCACGGGUCUCUUAAAUUCUCCUGA
Messenger RNA from Melitaea cinxia (Glanville fritillary), 1785 nucleotides. Its product is annotated as TGF-beta-activated kinase 1 and MAP3K7-binding protein 3-like. The coding region runs from base 1 to 1785 and encodes 594 amino acids. Lineage: Eukaryota; Metazoa; Arthropoda; Insecta; Lepidoptera; Nymphalidae. The record is from RefSeq and is a predicted model, not a curated record. The transcript is spliced from 3 exons.